GGAGUCUGGUGUGGAGCCGAGAGGGAGGCCCGCACUUUUCUACCCGCGGAGCUGCGCUGAGUCUGAAAUAGGUGUACGCGUCAGCGGGGCAGGAAACGAAAAGACAGUGCAGUAAUUGGUGGAAAGCUGGAAGUGGGCACCUAGAGGGCCUCAGCCCCACGAACACAGUCACCCAGGAAAAGCGAACCGCGCCAGGCCCUGUCAUCGCCCGCUGGGUCCGUCCUCCCAGCGCUCGCGGCCGCUCACAUGGGCGUGGCCCUGCGUGACCUGCCGGGGCGUCACGUGAGCUCCCGGAGUCAUGUGACCGCCGUCUUGACAGUGUUCCACGGGCGCUGCUUCCUGCCGGGGUUUGGAGUUGUCACCACUUUCCCCUCUCCGUCUCCUGCGGGCGCAAUGGAGGAGGAGGAUGAGGAAGCGCGGGCGCUUCUGGCAGGCGGCCCUGACGAGGCCGACAGAGGUGCCCCGGCCGCCCCCGGAGCCCUGCCGGCCCUCUGCGACCCCAGUCGCCUGGCGCACCGGCUUUUGGUGCUGUUACUGAUGUGCUUCCUUGGCUUUGGCAGCUAUUUUUGCUAUGAUAAUCCUGCUGCCCUUCAGACUCAAGUUAAACGAGAUAUGCAAGUGAAUACCACGAAAUUCAUGCUGCUGUAUGCCUGGUAUUCUUGGCCCAAUGUAGUUUUGUGUUUCUUUGGUGGCUUUUUGAUAGACCGAGUAUUUGGAAUACGAUGGGGCACAAUCAUUUUUAGCUGCUUUGUUUGCAUUGGACAGGUUGUUUUUGCCCUGGGUGGAAUAUUUAAUGCUUUUUGGCUGAUGGAAUUUGGAAGAUUUGUAUUUGGGAUUGGUGGCGAGUCCUUAGCAGUUGCCCAGAAUACAUAUGCUGUGAGCUGGUUUAAAGGCAAAGAAUUAAACCUGGUGUUUGGACUUCAACUUAGCAUGGCUAGAAUUGGAAGUACAGUAAACAUGAACCUCAUGGGAUGGCUGUAUUCUAAGAUUGAAGCUUUGUUAGGUUCUGCUGGUCACACAACCCUCGGGAUCACACUUAUGAUUGGGGGUAUAACAUGUAUUCUUUCACUAAUCUGUGCCUUGGCUCUUGCCUACUUGGAUCAGAGAGCAGAGAGAAUCCUUCAUAAAGAACAAGGAAAAACAGGUGAAGUUAUUAAAUUAACUGAUGUAAAGGACUUCUCCUUACCCCUGUGGCUCAUAUUUAUCAUCUGUGUCUGCUAUUAUGUUGCUGUGUUCCCUUUUAUUGGACUUGGGAAAGUUUUCUUUACAGAGAAAUUUGGAUUUUCUUCCCAGGCAGCAAGUGCAAUUAACAGUGUUGUAUAUGUCAUAUCAGCUCCCAUGUCCCCAGUGUUUGGGCUCCUGGUGGAUAAAACAGGGAAGAACAUCAUCUGGGUUCUUUGCGCAGUAGCAGCCACUCUUGUGUCCCACAUGAUGCUGGCCUUUACGAUGUGGAACCCUUGGAUUGCUAUGUGUCUUCUGGGACUCUCCUACUCAUUGCUUGCCUGUGCAUUGUGGCCAAUGGUGGCAUUUGUAGUUCCUGAACAUCAGCUGGGAACUGCAUAUGGCUUCAUGCAGUCCAUUCAGAAUCUUGGGUUGGCCAUCAUUUCCAUCAUUGCCGGUAUGAUACUGGAUUCUUGGGGGUAUUUGUUUUUGGAAGUGUUCUUCAUUGCUUGUGUUUCUUUGUCACUUUUAUCUGUGGUCUUACUCUAUUUGGUGAAUCGUGCCCAGGGUGGGAACCUAAAUUAUUCUGCAAGACAAAGGGAAGAGAUAAAAUUUUCCCAUACUGAUUCAUCAGACUUGGUUCUGGAUCACUUCUUCCUGUUUCCAAAUUCUAAACACAUCCUCAGGAAAUGGAGAAUUCAACACCACUAGUUAUUGUAAAAAUGGAUGUUCAGUGGACUGUCGCAAUGAAGUAACAGAAUCCCCAGUUUUCAGCUGGUCACAUGGCAGCCCAGAAUAAAGCCACAUCUCUCAGCCUCCCAUGCAGCUUGGUGUGCCAGUGCCGAAGCUUGGAUGAUGCUGUGGAAGAGUAAGUGUUCUGGGGCAGCUUCUGAGAACCUCCUUUAAGUGUCAGCUGCAUCUCCUUUGGCCCUCCUUUUUCGUCUUCUUCUUGAUCAUGGGAUAUGUGGAUGUAACUGCUGGAGUUCCUGUGACCAUGUUGGACCGUGCAGAUGAGGGCCUUGCUUAGGAGUGGGGAGUGGAGUCUGGCAGGAGCUGGGACCCUGUGUUCACAGGGCUGCGUGUUGCCCUGGACUUUUACAUGAGAGAGCUGAUGAACUGUGAUCUGUCUGUUAUUUUGGGUGUCGGACACUUCCAGCCAAAUGUGAUCCUGAUAGGAACAUCCUACAAAGUGAGCACUUUAAGUAUGGAGGGGACAAUAUACAGAGCAGUGAUGAGAAUGGAGAAUGGCAAUGAGGGAAGGCUUCCUGGAAGAAUCUGCUAUCCCAGCCCAAGCUCUUCUCUUAUCUCUCAUUAUUUCUUCUGUCUUACUGUUUUGUGAACAUGACGCUUUCUCUCUUCCUGACCUUUGCUCAUGCUGUUCCUUCUGCAAUGCUUUCUCUGUUUAUCUUCCUGCUUGUCUAGUUAAUUUUAUAAUUAUAUUAAAUUAUACAGUCCACAUAAGUACUUAACAUGGCUAGUAAAUCUGUGUAAACACCACAUACAUUUUGCUGUUAUCCUCCUUAUCAUGAUUACUAGCCAGGUCAAAUUUUGCCUCUUUUCCGAAUCCUCUCUUGAACACUCUUCCUCUUUGGUACUGCAGUAGUACUGCCGCUCAGUACCCUAACACCUGACACUUAAAAUGUAUUUCACUCAUAUCAGAACCCUGAUAUCUGGCACCUAGUGGUGCUCAGGAAAUGUUUGCUGAAUGCAACUGUAUUAUACCAGUUCUGUUUAGGGGAAGUAACUCUGUGUUCUGUUUAGGGGAAGUAACUCUGGCUAGUUAUUUGUGUAGCUACUACUCAAGAGGAAUGGAGGGACAAGAUCAGUGUGGCCCCCCAGCUUCCAUUUUCUUUGUCUCCUGGCUUCUUUGCCAUUGUGUCACCUCCCCAUCCUCAGGCUGUUAUUCUUAUGGCCACUUCUGUAAAGGAAGGUCAUAGCAAAACAGCUUCAGCCUCGCCUUAGCUUGCCUCCUGAAUCCUUAGCUUUGCCGACCUGAAUUCUAACCACUGCUUUUUAGGGGUCAGAGGAAUGGAGGCAAACAAACAGAUCAGUGUGGGGUUGGGAGGAGUCAAAGCUGUAUUUGCAAGGUUACUCCAUUUUGACAGCAACAGGACUGGUAUUUGAAGGCAAUUUUUUUUUUUGAGAUGGAGUCUUGCUCUGUUGCCCAGGCUGGAGUGCAGUGGUGCAAUCUUGGCUCACUGCAAGCUCCGCCUCCCAGGUUCAUGCCAUUCUUCUGCCUCAGCCUCCCGAGUAGCUGGGACUACAGGCGUGUGCCACCAGGCCGGCUAAUUUUUGUAUUUUUUUUUUUAGUAGAGACAGGGUUUCACCUGGUUAGUCAGGAUGGUCUCGAUCUCCUGACCUUGUGAUCCGCCCACCUCAGCCUCCCAAAGUGCUGGGAUUACAGGCGUGAGCCACCACGCCCAGCCUGAAGGCAACUUUUAUACAGUAUUAUGCUAUCCUUUGGUUUCCAUGUUUCUGCUAGAUAGGAUUGCUAUGCCAACACACCCCAUGUGUGGAACUGUGUCUCAGUUCCCACCCUCAGCUCUACUAAGGUGUCCUCCUUGCACUUUCCUCCCUCCAGUCCCUUGGGCUAUUGGCACUGUCACUCAGGUGUCCAGGCAGCUGACAUGGGUGGUAGAAGCAGGCAUUAUCCCGUUGUCUCAGUUGGGCUUAAACAGGGACUCCUGCUUGGUCUUUGGGAGUUCAGAUGCUAAAAAGUCCCCUGUCAAGAGUAAUGAGGGCCUUGACACUGAAGGGACGAGGCAGAUUUUGCUCCAGAUGGUCUUUGGAAAAAGGAAUUAGUACAGCCAGAUUGGAAAGUUUUAGUGAUUGAGAAAGAAGUACUGAUUUUGAUGAAUCAUUUCCACAGUCCCUGCCCUAUUUCUUGGUCUUGUCUCUGUUUGGAGGACUGAGUGAAAGUGUCCAUCCAGCUUCCUCCCAUUGGUGCUAACAAACUGCACUGGCUGGAUUUUGGUACCACAUUCCCACGGUGGUAUGUCUUAGGUCUCAGGCCAGCGUCCAAAGAGACCAUAUAUUAUUGUAAUUGACUAUUUUAUUGAGACCCUUAUAAUCAUACCUACUUUACCCAGUAAAGCAAUUCUUGCUUUCUUAUUCACAAGCUUUUUCCGGAUAGUAGGUGAUUACAAUAUGGUCCCUCAUCCAAGCCUCCACCAAUGAUUUCCAAAGAGUAAAGUUCCUCAGCUGAAUAUUAGUUAUCCCUCUUGUUUUUUUUAAAAGUGACAUUAGAAAAUGGCUUAAAAUUUUAUUACCUUCUUAUUGUGAUCUGCUUUUUCUCCACCCACCUCCUGGGUAGGUACAACAGAGCUUGCAAGAUGGCAGUGGUAGAAUGGCAUGUGGGCCAUAGACUUGUUUCAUUUGGCUUGUAGAGAACUUAACAUUUUGAGGGGGGAUUAUUUCCUAGUUAAUAAGUGGGAGAUUUCAACUCACAUAAAAACCUAGAUUCCCAACUUUUAAAAAGUCAGUUUCCACUUGAUGACAGUCAGCUACUACUGGGCAAUGGUUGCCUCUCUUAACCAAGGCAUUUUCUCACCAGUUCACCAUCACUGGCCCACAUUUGUCUAGCUUUUUCAUUAUCUGCUUAGCCCAGAGGGCAUUUGGUUUGAGACCCUUGACACAGCCCCCUUCUCCAGCUCCCACACUUUUCAGUGUCUGCUUUGUUACUCCUGCUGUCUCAGAUAUUCCCUCCAACGGGCCUUUUCCUCACCAAUCCCAGCUGUAACAAAUCCUGUACAGCAGCCCUAUGCACUCUUCCUGGGGAAGAGCUAUAUGCUUUAUUUCCCCACAGACUUAGUUGCAGUUGGGAAGCUGAGUGCUGACCUCCAGGUAAAUAUUGGAGAUCUAUGGGCAGAUCCCAGCCUGUUGGCUGGAGGUGCUAGUUCUGGUGCCAUGGACAUAUGGGUCUGACCCUGCAGUCUUUUGCCCUGCUCCUGAACUCCCAGUUUUGAGCUUGAUUGCAGCCUACAAUUAGGGGCAGAGCAGUAUGGGGAGUUGUUUUUAUCCUUUUGGAGAACUGUGGGCUUUCCCCAUAAUAAAUGCUGUAAUGUAAUGAUAACCGCACAGUUGCUUUACAGUUUUUUCGUUAAGUUCCUUCUUAUAAAUCAUUCCUUUACAUGUCUCAAUGACCUGAUGAAGUAGGUGUUAUUAUGGCCCCUGUUUUGCAGAUGAGCCCUAGAGGAGGCUCAGGGCACCUGCCCAAGAUCUCAUGGUCACAGCCCAUCAGGGUCUCAGGCGCCCAUGGUUUUUUAUUUAAAAAAAUUUUUUUUAAGCUAUCAUACUACUCACUGUGUGGCCCCAAUUUUAGGCUUGAAUGUUUCUCCAAAUCUGUAAAUGCCUAUAGACACAACUUAGCACACAGGAGCAUCAGGGUUACUAGUUACAUUCACCCUAGUUACAUUCACCCUACCACUGAAUAGGCCAUCAACAGAACCCAAAGAGAAAAAAAUCCCCAGUGCUGUUUAUAUGCCAGUGAAUUUCUCAACCUAAACUCUCUGAAUCCUGAGCUAUAAAUGUUAGAAAUAUAUACAUUUUUAGCAACAAAAAUGGCUUUGGCAUUUCUAAAUAUUCAGAAAUUUGCAACCAUUACCUUCUUUAUUAUAUCUACACACCUUUAUAUUCUUAAUUGUUUAAAAUUCAAAAUUGACAGAUGUUAAAAAAGUUGGUUACAUUUUAAGUAAUAAUAAUCAUAUGGGUUUGAUAUGCUGGUUAUGUUUUUUAAAUGUCCAUGGAAAUAAAUAUAUAAGUACGAAUUUUGUUUUAAAGUUUUUCCAUGUAUUAUCUAAAAUUAUGGUACAUUUGUCACCCCUUGGGGAAAUCCUGCUUCUGAUGGAAAAAACCAUGCAAAUUGCAGCUCUUUAUUUUUGUGUCACUGGUGAGCUUCCCUGGCUCAGUGUUGUAAGUGCAUGAUGUAUAAUGCGACAGGCAUGGAACUGUAAAUGAAAAUAAAAUUUCAGGGCCCUCUAAAUUUAUUAUGACAAGGGAAGUUAAGCCCUGGAGACUGAACCACA
Molecule: messenger RNA, 6185 nt
Organism: Pan troglodytes (chimpanzee)
Lineage: Eukaryota; Metazoa; Chordata; Mammalia; Primates; Hominidae
Gene: MFSD1
Product: major facilitator superfamily domain containing 1
Exons: 17
Coding region: 247-1872 (541 amino acids)
Biological process (GO): transmembrane transport
Cellular component (GO): lysosome
Molecular function (GO): transmembrane transporter activity
Source: RefSeq, a predicted model, not a curated record